This is a messenger RNA of Scheffersomyces stipitis CBS 6054, 1344 nucleotides long. RefSeq lists its product as uncharacterized. The record is from RefSeq and is a predicted model, not a curated record. The transcript has a single exon. Lineage: Eukaryota; Fungi; Ascomycota; Pichiomycetes; Serinales; Debaryomycetaceae. Gene Ontology annotation, cellular component: endoplasmic reticulum membrane. Gene Ontology annotation, biological process: fatty acid elongation, monounsaturated fatty acid; sphingolipid biosynthetic process; very long-chain fatty acid biosynthetic process. Gene Ontology annotation, molecular function: fatty acid elongase activity. The coding region runs from base 214 to 1266 and encodes 350 amino acids.
GUUGGGAUUUUUUACUACGGCUGUCUGAAGACUUCAACUCCGAACGGCUCAAUAAUUUUUCACUCUCGUUUUGUGAGCUUGCUUUAUACUUUUAUUUCGGUGUCGAAAUUCCCGGUCUUUUGAUCUUUUUGAUCUGCAACUUAUAAACUUCUUUCUCAAUCUUUCUCAAUCUUUUUAUCUUCAUUUAGUCACUUUUUCACGUUUUCACCAAAAAUGUCUUCCAGAUUGGUUAAGUUCGGCUUGCCUGAUGCCUCAGCAUGGCACUUUCCUACUUUGGACACUCCUGUCCCAUCCAGUCCGUUCACUUCAGAAUGGUUGUCGAGUAUCUUUGCCUCGUCUAUGAAUGUGACCACUCCCUUGACUAUUGCUAUAGUCUACUUCUCCUCGGUUCACUUCAUCAACCCAAUUGUCAAGAAUAGACAGUUGAGAAAGUACUACGAGAAGAACCCUUCUGAGAAGAAGUCCAGUAAGGAACCUAAAAGAGUGCCUGCUGCUCCUUACGCCAUCGCCAGAAAUCCUCUUUUCAAGGUUUUUGUCUUGUUGCACAACAUCUUUUUGUGUGUCUAUUCUGUCUGGACCUUUAUCGGCAUGACAGCUUCGAUCGUUAACACCAUGGGAGUAUUCAAGGGCGACAUCUUACCAACCUUCUACGCUUCUUUGAACAGAGACACCUACACUUUCAAGAAGUUUGAGUUGUUCUUCCAGUCUGUUUGUGACUCUAAGCAAGGUGUCUUUUCUAGAAUCAUCUCGAACGACCAUCACAAUCUUGAGGUCUUUGGUUGGUGGUUCUACAUUUCCAAAUUCUACGAAGUCAUUGAUACUAUUAUCAUCUUAUUGAAAGGAAGACCCUCUUCGUUGUUGCAGAGUUACCACCAUGCUGGUGCCAUGAUGUGUAUGUGGGCUGGUAUCAGAUUCCAGUCGCCUCCUAUCUGGAUUUUUGUUGUGUUCAACUCUUUCAUUCACUCGUUGAUGUACUUUUACUUUUCCUUGAGCUGCUUGCAUAUCCGUGUUCCAACGUUAUUCAAAAGAGUAUUGACUUCGAUGCAAAUCACGCAGUUCGUUGUCGGUGGAAGUAUUGCUGUGUUGCACUCCUUUGUGUGGAUCAUCGAUACCUCGGAAUACGUUAGUGAAGACAACUUGCGUUUGAUCAGUUGCAUUAGCACUCCUGACCAGGCCCUUCCUGUCUUGAUCAACGUGGCCUACUUGGCUCCUUUGACUGCAUUGUUUGCUGCAUUCUACAUCGAAAGCUACCUUAAGCGUAAAUAGGCUGCCUUCACGCCCCGCAUCUACUCCUAUAGAACACCUAGACAGAGUUAUUACUAAAUAAAAUUUCAUAUAUGAUUG